GCAGCGCGGUGGGAGACAAGGGCGCACAGAGCGUCUAUCCCUAUCUCCUCUGACUCCUGUUUUUUUUAUUCACACCGCACAGAGGAUCGUACACCUUUCAUUCCGGAGAGGACCCUGCAAGUUGAAUAGCCGCCACCUGCCACUGCAACUUGUCAAGGCAUUUGUUUCCGCCGCACGAUAGCAAAAGAAGUCAGAGCGGAGCCGCAGAGCUGGACGGAGACUAAUGUUGGAUGGCAUAGUAAAGACAACCUGAAGGACCUGAGAGCCAUCAUUCGCACAGAGUGGCAGCAAGGUCAUCUGGCAAAGGGAUGGUUUUGUCCUACUCCUGCCUUUGAAGCACUGAUGGAGUUGUCAUGAUGGCCAGAGUAAUACCGUAGGACCUUUUGAAGAAUGAACUUUCCGAACCACUGGAUUGUUCUGGAAGGAAAAGCCAUUGAAGAUCAAACAAAAUCACCGACAGUAAAAUUAGUUGGCCUUUUCUCAGUUCAAGGAUUCUGCUUCAGGAGGCAAAACUAUUCAUGACUUUUCAGGAACUGGACUACAGAAGAGUUUUCUUUGCAAAAAAGACUUCAUCUUUGUAUUAAACCACCUGAAACAUGCGCCAAACAUCGGAAGUGGCAUGGCUAAAGGUGAAAUCAGAUGCACUAAAGCGAUAAAAACGACAAAGUCAAGAAUGGAUAGAAACCAUCACUCUUGAGAGGUGCAUUCCUUGCUGCCAUCUUAUCCGUCCUCUCCUAGUUUACCCACUGAUCAGUGAGACAGUCCAUUAGUAUCUGUUGUUCUUGUCACCCUCAGAAAUUCAGCUUGAAAGACAUUUUCCAAAGUGUUUGUUUCGCUAUUUAGGUCAUAAUUUGAAAAAUUGCUACAAAGGUGGAGCAGAUACUGUAAAAGAAUCAGAAUGACUGACCAUGUUACAAUACAAACAGAUACUCUGCAGGUGGUAGGAAUCCAAUAUGCUCCGUGACGUGCCCUGUAUUCAGCAGAUAACCUCAGAUUUAUUUGUGAUCUCAUGGAUUAACUUUCAAGUUCUCACACGAAGACCUUUUAAGUUUGCCCUUGUGGAGUUCUAUUUGGUAUAAAAUUACAACUGAAAAACUCUUCUGAUCUACAUGCAUCUUUUAUAUUACAUGUAGACCCGGGCUGAAUUUAUUCUUUUUUUUCUUUUCCUAUUUUUUUUUUAUCAAAAUGCCUCCUUCGCGGACAGUAGGAGCGUGGACACUGUUGGCAGCAUUGGGUUUUCUCAGCUGCUUUAGUUUUGGCUGGUCCGAGGCCUCAAGGACUAGUGGUUCGAACUCAGGAGGGAGUAAACAGGAGCAAGGACCCUCGUCAUUGGAACGAGUGAAGAGAGGAUGGGUGUGGAACCAAUUUUUUGUGGUGGAGGAGUACACAGGGACAGAGCCGCUCUACGUCGGAAAGAUCCAUACAGACUCAGACGAAGGCGAGGGUAACAUCAAGUACACUAUCUCUGGAGAAGGGGCAGGCUCCAUUUUCAUCAUCGAUGAGCUAACAGGAGACAUCCAUGCCACAGAGAGACUGGACCGAGAAGAGAAGGCUUUUUACACACUUCGGGCUCAGGCCCGGGACAGACUUUCCAACGACCCUCUGGAACCAGAGUCAGAGUUUGUCAUCAAGGUCCAGGACAUCAACGACAGCGAGCCCAAGUUCUUGGAGGGCCCCUACAUCGGCAGUGUGGCAGAGCUGUCACCCAUUGGAACGUCCGUUAUGAAGGUUACUGCGUCAGAUGCUGAUGACCCUACAUACGGCAGCAGCGCCAGAGUGGUAUACAGCGUACUGGAUGGAGAAAAGUUUUUCACUGUUGACAGACACACAGGGAUCAUCAUGACGGCAGUGGCAGAUUUGGACCGUGAGACACAGGAUCGGUACGAGUUGGUCGUCAAGGCAACAGACAUGGCAGGACAAAUGGGCGGUCUCUCCGGCUCCACCACAGUGACCAUAGUGAUCACAGACGUUAAUGACAACCCACCGCGCUUCCCACAGAAGAUGUACCAGUUUUCUGUGUCAGAGGGGGCUGCUGUUGGGACGCCAGUCGGACGUGUCAUCGCCACAGAUGCAGACAUGGGAGAGAACACCGAUAUGAGCUAUCUGAUCAAAGAGGAAGGGGAGCUCUUCAAGGUCACCACAGAUGCAGACACACAGGAAGCUAUUGUCUCCAUCAAGAAGCCGCUGGACUUUGAGAGCAAGCGCACGCACAAUGUCGUGGUGGAGGCAGUAAAUAAGCAUGUCGAUCCUCGCUUCGUGGACCUGGGUUCCUUCCGAGACCAGACCAUUGUCCGGGUCAGCGUGUCGGAUGUCGAUGAGCCACCCAUCUUUCAACCAGCAGAGGGCACUAUUAUGGAAGUGCAGGAGGAUGCCAAAGUAGGAGCGUUGGUUGGCAUCAUCCAAGCCAGGGAUCCAGAUGUGAAGAAUAAACCUGUCAGGUUCUCUAUCGAUCGGACCACAGACCAUGAGAUGAUCUUCCAUAUUGAUCCUGAUUCAGGUGCCAUCACACUGGGAAAGAUUUUGGACCGAGAGACAGCAGGCUGGCACAAUAUAACUGUGAGGGCUGUAGAAGCAGAUAACCACACCAUGGCGUCCCACUCAGCAGUGAGCAUUCGGAUUCUGGAUGUAAACGACAAUCCUCCUGAACUGGCCACACCGUAUGAAGCCUCAAUAUGUGAAGAUGCCAAACCAGGCCAGCUAAUUCACACCAUCAGUGUGGUGGAUAGAGACGAGCCUCAGACUGGACAUCGCUUCUACUUCACCCUGGCCCCCGAAGGCCCCAACAAUCGACAUUUCGCCCUGUGGGAUUUCAAAGACAACACAGCUGGCAUCCGGACCCAGCGGUCAGGCUUUAACCGCCAUGAGCAGAAUGUGUACUUUCUGCCCAUCCUGGUGGUUGACAGCGGGCCUCCCUCCCUCAGCUCCACAGGCACCCUGACCAUUCACGUCUGCGGCUGCGACACAGAGGGAGAAAUCCAGUCCUGCAAUGCCACAGCCUAUGUAAUGAGUGCUGCUCUCAGCCCUGGGGCUCUUAUAGCACUGCUGGUCUGCAUGCUCAUUCUCAUAGUCCUUGUCUUGCUGAUCCUGACUCUGAAACGCCACAGGAAGGGCCAGAGGAUGGCGGAGGAUGAGGAGGACAUGAGGGAUAACGUCAUCAAGUACAACGACGAGGGCGGAGGGGAGCAGGACACUCAGGCGUAUGACAUGAGCGCCCUGAGGAACCUCUAUGACUUCCCAGAGGCCAAGAGCUGUGACUCUGGCCCUGACAUCCGCUCGCUGCCGCAGUGGAUACAGGCCAACCGGGUGGGGGGCGGGGCAGACGGAGCUGCAGCAGCAGCAGCGUCGGCGACAGACUUCUCCUUAUUCAAAGGCUACAUCCGAAAGAAGGUGGAGCAGGCCGACGCUGACCUGUCGGUGCCGCCAUACGACUCCUUCCAGACGUACGCCUUUGAGGGCACCAGUUCGCCAGCGCUCUCGCUAAGCUCCAUCCACACGCUGUCCACCACCUCGGAGCAGGAUUUCUCCUACCUUAGCGACUGGGGACCGCAUUUCAGGCAACUGGCGGGCUACUACGCUCCAGGGAAUCCUGAGGAGGAAGGGUCCUAGCACAGCUUCUCCUUUGCAGAGAGACAUUUAAACUCCUUGCUUCUUCUUCUUCUUCUUCUCUGCCUCCUCUUCUCACCCUCUGGCACUCAUCAGAGCCAGCACUGUGUACUCCUUAAAGACAGAGCACCACCUCUUUAUCUCUUUGAAAG
Molecule: messenger RNA, 3755 nt
Organism: Epinephelus moara (kelp grouper)
Lineage: Eukaryota; Metazoa; Chordata; Actinopteri; Perciformes; Serranidae
Product: cadherin-22-like
Exons: 14
Coding region: 1186-3606 (806 amino acids)
Biological process (GO): cell morphogenesis; adherens junction organization; homophilic cell-cell adhesion
Cellular component (GO): adherens junction; catenin complex; plasma membrane
Molecular function (GO): cadherin binding; calcium ion binding
Source: RefSeq, a predicted model, not a curated record